Molecule: messenger RNA, 1134 nt
Organism: Wyeomyia smithii (pitcher-plant mosquito)
Lineage: Eukaryota; Metazoa; Arthropoda; Insecta; Diptera; Culicidae
Product: trypsin 3A1-like
Exons: 2
Coding region: 31-858 (275 amino acids)
Biological process (GO): proteolysis
Molecular function (GO): serine-type endopeptidase activity
Source: RefSeq, a predicted model, not a curated record
ACUUACAACUGCUAGUCAAACGGAACCACGAUGAAGCGUUUUUUUCUUGCUCUGAUCUUCACCCUACUUGGAGUUGCAAAUGCCAACCAAGAACUCCCCGUUCGGCCUCGUCCAUGGUGGAACGCUUCAUCGCGAAUGGUUCUGUCGCCAGCACCUUUGGAACCGAUGGGUCGAAUCGUUGGUGGUUUUCCGGCGGAUAUCGUUGAUUUCCCGUAUCAGAUAUCCCUGAGCGUUCUCGGCAACCAUCAGUGCGGUGGAUCCAUAAUCGGUUCUAUCUGGGUCUUGACAGCAGCUCACUGUGCCAGUAACUCCACCAGUCCGAAAGAGCUGGUGCGUAUUGGUUCCUCGGAUCGAAUCAACGGUGGUCUACUUGUACCUGUUAAACGAAUUAUUCAGCAUCCCCAGUACAAUCCAGCCUCGAUUGAUUACGAUUUCGCGCUGUUAGAGUUACAAAAAAAGCUACCAUUUGGAAGAUCCAGUGCUCCCAUUCAGCUUCCCGAGCAGGAUGAACCCGUUCCGGAUGGAGCAUUGUGUCGAGUGUCCGGCUGGGGUAACACACAAAACUCGAAAGAAUCCUCCAGAUAUCUACGUGCUGCCAAUGUGCCUUCAGUGAAUGCUAACGAAUGCGCCGCCGCAUAUACGAACUACGGAGGAAUUACUCCCAGGAUGGUAUGCGCUGGUUACAAGCAAGGUGGAAUGGACGCCUGCCAAGGAGACUCCGGUGGCCCGUUGGUGUCGAACGGAAAAUUAAUCGGCGUGGUGUCUUGGGGCAACGGAUGCGCUAAGCCAAAUUAUCCGGGAGUUUACUCGCGUGUGGCCAGCGUUCGCAGCUGGAUCAAACAAGUCAGUGGUGUCUAGGAAAGUUGAUUCUAGGAAGAUCUGAAUUUAGUUCCUUACACAAAACGAAACGAUAAAUAGGAUUCUAAUUAUAAUUAUCUGCUUACUAAACGUUGUUGGUUUAAUGUGUCACGAGACCCACCAUAACGAGCUGCCACUCGAGCAGGUCCCUUUGCAUCACUCCGGAGACCUAGUGAGCGUUUCAUCACCGGGGUGUGACGGAGACUGAUUCGCAAACGUUGCACUAAUUAAAACCAUGUUGACUGUACGACACGAAGGCAACCAUUCCACUCAACA